Molecule: messenger RNA, 627 nt
Organism: Daldinia childiae
Lineage: Eukaryota; Fungi; Ascomycota; Sordariomycetes; Xylariales; Hypoxylaceae
Product: DASH complex subunit DAM1
Exons: 3
Coding region: 1-627 (208 amino acids)
Biological process (GO): mitotic sister chromatid biorientation
Cellular component (GO): mitotic spindle polar microtubule; mitotic spindle pole body; mitotic spindle
Source: RefSeq, a predicted model, not a curated record
AUGUCGGGAAACGAAGGUCACGAUAGCGUGCGACGACCGCGCUCCACGUCGCGCUCGCGUCCGACAACUCCUCUCCGCCCCUCUUCCCGUUCCUCGUUCCGCGAGUCCGCUCAGCGCAGCGUCCAAGGUGGCGAACCCUUCCCACUGAACGCCUUUGAACCCGCAUUCGCCGAGUUAUCUGAUGCUAUGGCCGACCUAGAGGCGAACAUGAUGCACUUCCAGCUGAUGCACGAAAGCCUCUCACGAUUCAGCGAGAGCUUCGCGAGCUUCAUGUACGGACUGAACAUGAAUGCUUUCUGCGUCGACUUUGCCGAGGGACCGAUCCCCGAGUCAUUCCGCAGAGCUCGGGUUAGAGAGGAGCAAUCGCCGGCACCAGUUCGAUCUCGAAGCACAGAGCGAGGAGGCGAAUUUGAGGGGGAGACGACAUUCAUGACUACGGACACCUCCUUCGUAGAGAACCCACCGACAGUCUCCAAGCCGACUCCUAAGAAGUUUGCGACGCAGGAUGCUCGUCAAUCUCGUGUCCCCCCUCCCUCAAGAGGCGGCACCCAGUCUAGAGGUAGAGGCGGAACGGGACGAGGUCGCGCAAGUGGUCUCGUCAAACCGAGAGCUCGUGGCUUGAAAUGA